AUGAAUAUGAACCAUCAAGAAAUUGGAGGCUUGGAUGACCUUUUUGAUGAUAAUGAACGAAUAACCAACUGUCCCUUAUGUAGACCAGAGCUUAUGAACCAUUGCUCCACUCCUAGUAAUGCCAGAAGAACUUCUGUGGAACAGUACUCCCUUUUUAAUAAUGAAACUAACGUCUUUAAAGAAGCCACUGUUGGAAUUGCUGCUGUCACAAGACCACCUACCAAGAAAUAUGGAAGGUCAAAAUCAAGCACAACCUCACCUAUAUGUACAAACGGAUAUGAACCUGAGAAUGAACUAGAGGCAUACAUAACCUCUGUGGCACAACAUCAACCAUAUACAACACAAAGACCAAAAGGCCAACCCAAAAAAUCGAAAAUAAAUGAAAAUUCGCAAUCACUUCCUAAAAAAGUUUCACCUCCCAGACCGAGACAGAAAAGAGAGUCCUCUAUAAUUAACAAACUGGUUCCUUACGAUGUGUCUGAUGACAUAAUAAACUCAAGAGCCAAUGUGACCCUUGGACAGAUACUGCAGUACCCUGACCAAUGUCAAAAACUAGCAAAAGUACUAAAAUGUCCCCUAUUACCACUAGUACCACCAGUGUUGUACCCUGAUCAAAUGAAAACCCAUGCUGCUCAAGACCCUCAAUUUGGAAAAACUAUUGCUACUAGGUGCUAUAUAAAAAUAAGAAAUAACCCUAUACUUGCUGUACUAGAUUCUGGUGCUGCAGUAAGUAUAAUGUUCAAUAAAAUAGUAAAAAAGCUUGACCUUAAGAUUACUGAGUUCUCUACUACUAUGGUUAUAAUAGCAAAUAGAGCGAGAGUAAGAGCCCUAGGAAAAGUGGUCGAUGUUAAGUUAGUUGUAGAUAGAAUUUUGGUCCCAACCACCUUUCAAGUUAUCAAAUCAACUGACAAAACCCUUCUUUUGGGAAUGGACUGGUUCAAACGAAUAGAAAACCCUUUGAUGGAACUUGAAGAUGAUGAGGAUAAAGGUACCUUUGAUGAAUUUGAAUUUGAAGAUGAAUCACUAGAAGAAGCAGAAGGAUAUUUUACCUGUAAAACCUCUGGAAUCGACCCUGCCACCUACCUGUUACAUGUAGAAGAGUUGCUGUCGAAUGAACCUGAACCUGAACCUGAAGAAGAAGAACUCCUUGAAGUAAAGCUGGAAAAAAAUGUGUGUAGUAGUAGUCUGCUCCUAGAAUAA
Messenger RNA from Cetraspora pellucida, 1200 nucleotides. The record is from the annotation of a GenBank genome assembly. NCBI's taxonomy places the organism in Eukaryota, Fungi, Glomeromycota, Glomeromycetes, Diversisporales, Gigasporaceae.